This is a messenger RNA of Penicillium taxi, 1314 nucleotides long. RefSeq names its product NAD(P)/FAD-dependent oxidoreductase. The record is from RefSeq and is a predicted model, not a curated record. Bases 1 to 1314 code for a protein of 437 amino acids. Gene Ontology annotation, molecular function: saccharopine oxidase activity; sarcosine oxidase activity; flavin adenine dinucleotide binding. The transcript is spliced from 2 exons. NCBI's taxonomy places the organism in Eukaryota, Fungi, Ascomycota, Eurotiomycetes, Eurotiales, Aspergillaceae.
AUGCCACUGAGCCACGAGUCUUCAAUUUUAGUCAUCGGAGCAGGAACAUGGGGAUGUUCAACAUCUCUCCAUCUAGCCCGUCGUGGAUAUAAGAAUGUUCAAGUACUAGACCUCCAUCCAGUACCAUCACCUAUUGCGGCCGGCAACGAUGUGAACAAGAUAAUGGAACACAAAGAGCUUAAAAGCUCAAAUCUAGACCCGAUAAGUGCUGCACUGGCAGCUUGCAGCCGCUCAGCGCUAAGAGGCUGGAAGACAGAUCCUGUUUUCCAACCCUACUUCCACGAAACAGGAAUCAUAGUAUCCGGCCAUACACCAGAGCUGAUACAGCAUGUGAAAAAAGCCGAGAUCGACCCCUUUAAGGCCGAUUUCGUCGCUCUCGAAACAGCAGAGGACUUUCGCAGGACUAUGCCGCCUGGUGUACUGACUGGUGAGUUCCCCGGUUGGAAGGGCUGGUAUAGUAAAGAGGGAGCAGGAUGGAUCCACACACAAAAAGCCAUGGUCUCCGCAUAUACAGAAGCAAAAAUUCUCGGCGUGAAGUUCUCAACCGGCCCAUCAGGCCAUGUUGUGGCGCUAGCCUACGAAGACGGCGAUGUAAUCGGUGCCAAAACUAUAGACGGCGUUAUACACAAAGCAGAGCAUACGAUCUUAGCAGCCGGCGCCGGUAGUGAUCACCUGCUUGAUUUCAAGAGACAGCUCCGUCCAACAGCGUGGACACUAUGCCAUAUACGCAUGACGCCCGAAGAAGUGACGAAGUACCAGGACCUCCCUGUGUUGUUCAAUAUUGCAAAGGGCUUUUUCAUGGAACCGGACGCGGACAAGCACGAACUUAAGAUCUGUGACGAGCAUCCUGGAUACUGCAAUUUUAUCCCGAAUCCAAUUAGACCUGGUGAGACGAAAAGUGUUCCAUUCCCCAAGCACCAGAUCCCGCUUGAGGCGGAAUUGCGCGUGAGGGACUUUCUACAAGAUACGAUGCCGCAUCUUGCUAAGCGGCCUUUGGUCUUUGCGAGGAUAUGCUGGGAUGCUGAUACGCCUGACCGGGCGUUCUUGAUCGAUAGACAUCCUGAGCAUCCUUCGCUUCUGUUAGCUGUUGGAGGGUCGGGUCGUGCUGCGAAGGAUAUGCCUACUAUAGGUGGGUUUAUCUGUGAUGCGUUGGAAGGUAAUUUAGAGAAGGAGUGGAAAGAUGUGAUGCGGUGGAGACCGGAAACUGCUGUUCAUCGAGAUUGGCAUUCUACCCAGGAUCGUUUCGGAGGACCCAAUAAAGUAAUGGACUUUCAGGAUGUCAAGGACGACGAGUGGACUGAAAUAUCGGCAUAG